Molecule: messenger RNA, 8815 nt
Organism: Crotalus tigris (Tiger rattlesnake)
Lineage: Eukaryota; Metazoa; Chordata; Lepidosauria; Squamata; Viperidae
Gene: ABLIM1
Product: actin binding LIM protein 1
Exons: 26
Coding region: 74-2626 (850 amino acids)
Biological process (GO): cilium assembly; lamellipodium assembly; cytoskeleton organization
Cellular component (GO): stress fiber; actin cytoskeleton
Molecular function (GO): actin filament binding
Source: RefSeq, a predicted model, not a curated record
UAAAAAUACUUCUUCCUUAAUCUACUUUAUGGAUGAGGAAGAAAAGAAGCAAUGUAUGAGCAUAACAUGAGAGAUGGAUAGCUGGAAAAGUUCAUAUAAUUUCUAUCUCACUAAGGUUGACUUCCUUUGCUCAUCAUUUCACAUAGGUGCCAUAGACAUGCUGUCUUUUCCCAUUUUAAAGGGCUUUGGGAAGCUCUGCGGAACAGGGAAAAAAAGAAAAUUGGUGUCUAAGCAGAUGAAACACAAAAACUCUAUCCAAAAUAUGUCUCUUAUAGAGGAGGGGAAUAUUACUGAGGUAAAAAGAACAAAGAAGCAAUUGCCAUACUUGAAACCAGAUGGCUACUAUUUGUAUGAAUGGUUGUUUGAGCAAUUGGAAAGUUCAGUGGCCCAUCCUCAGGAGCCUCAUCACCCCACAGAGAAGCCUGUCAUUCACUGCCACAAAUGUGGGGAGCAAUGUAAAGGAGAAGUGCUUCGAGUCCAGGCCAAACAUUUUCACAUCAAAUGCUUUACCUGCAAAGUGUGUGGGUGUGAUUUGGCUCAAGGAGGCUUUUUCAUUAAGAAUGGUGAUUACCUUUGCACUGUGGAUUACCAGCGGAUGUAUGGGACCCGAUGCAAUGGCUGUGGGGAGUUUGUGGAAGGAGAAGUUGUAACAGCUCUGGGAAAAACAUAUCAUCCCAACUGCUUUGCCUGCACUAUGUGCAAACGUCCUUUUCCUCCAGGAGACCGUGUUACCUUUAAUGGAAGAGACUGUCUCUGUCAAAUGUGUGCUCAACCAAUGGCAUCCAGUCCAAAAGAACUCUCCACUUCCAGCAAUUGUGCAGGCUGUGGAAGAGAUAUAAAAAAUGGACAAGCCUUGCUUGCUUUGGACAAGCAGUGGCAUCUUGGGUGCUUCAAGUGCAAGGCCUGUGCGAAGGUUCUAACUGGAGAAUACAUCAGCAAAGAUGGUGCCCCUUACUGUGAAAAGGACUAUCAAGUUCUCUUUGGGGUCAAAUGUGAAGCAUGCCACCAGUUCAUCACUGGGAAAGUCCUAGAAGCAGGGGACAAACAUUACCAUCCAAGUUGUGCACGAUGCAGCAGAUGCAACCAAAUGUUCACAGAAGGAGAAGAAAUGUAUCUGCAAGGUUCUACAGUUUGGCAUCCCGACUGUAAACUCUCUACAAAGGGAGAUGAAAAGCUAAGGCAUUCCUCGUCUGAUUUCUUUUAUCCAAAGAGUUUGGUUCUUCGCAGGCCUUACUCUUCAGAGCUGUUUUCACCAUCUUGUAUACUGAACACCAUCAAAACGUUAAGGCAGCCUACCCGGACAUCCUCAGAGAGUAUUUAUUCUAGGCCUGGAUCCAGUAUUCCUGGCUCACCAGGACAUACAAUCUAUGCAAAAGUAGACAAUGAGAUCCUUGAUUAUAAGGAUUUAGCAGCUAUUCCCAAAGUCAAGGCCAUCUAUGACAUUGAGCGCCCAGAUCUAAUUACUUACGAACCUUUCUACACUUCUGCUUACGAAGAGAGACAAGAAAGGCAGAGCCUUGGAGAGAGUUCAAGAUACGGCAGUUCUCCUGUGCAUGAUGAAAGUUCACCAAGGACACUAUCUCCAACUCCGUCUGCAGAGGGUUAUCAGGAUUUUCGAGAUCGAAUGAUACACCGGUCAACCAGUCAGGGUUCCAUUGGUUCCCCUGUAUACAGUCGUCAUAGCUACACUCCCACCAUGUCACGUUCACCACAGCAUUUCCACAGACCUGGCAAUGAGCCGUCCAGCGGUCGGAAUUCCCCGGCCCCUUAUCGGCCCGACAGUCGCCCUCUAACACCAACUUACGCUCAGGCCCCUAAACAUUUCCAUGUUCCAGAUCAAGGGAUCAAUAUUUAUAGAAAACCACCUAUCUACAAACAGCAUGAUGCAGCUGCUCUGGCAGCCCAGCACAAGCCUUUCGAUGAUAUCAUCAAGUCCUCCAAGUUCCCAGCAGCCCAUGCUCCAGCACCCAACGAGAUUCCAAAGAUUGAGACAGAAUACUGGCCAGGUCCUCCCUCUCUUGCGGCUGUAGUAGGUUCUGAUAUGCGACGCCGGUCCACUGGCAGGGACGAAGACCUUGAAGAACUUCAGAGGCGCCGGCAGCUGCAGGAGGAACAGUUAAUGAAGCUAAACUCAGGCCUGGGGCAAUUGAUUCUAAAAGAAGAAAUGGAAAAGGAAAAGUCGUUGCUUGCCAGCAGAUGUUAUGACUCUCCAGUUAAUUCAUCUUUACACGCGGCUGCUUCUAAAACUUCUUCACUGCCUGGGUAUGGACGAAAUGGACUUCACAGGCCGAUGUCGACAGACUUUGGUCAGUACAACAGUUAUGGGGAUGUGAGCAGUACAAUUCGAGAUUACCAGUUUCACCCAGAUGGUCAUGUCCCUGCAAUGCGAAUGGACCGAGGAGUUUCUAUGCCUAACAUGUUGGAACGAAAGAUAUUUCCUUAUGAAGUACUCAUGGUGACCAACAGAGGGCGAAAUAAAAUCCUAAGAGAAGUGGAUAGAACCAGGUUGGAGCGUCAUUUAGCACCUGAGGUUUUUCAAGAAAUAUUUGGCAUGACGAUACAGGAAUUUGAUAAGUUACCUCUCUGGAGACGCAACGAUAUGAAGAAGAAAGCUAAACUCUUCUGAAUUCUUCUUUCUCGGGAGAGGGAAGAUAUCAUGUAAUAGGAUAAUGUAUUAUAAUCGAGUCCAAACCCUUUUUGGAGAGCAAAUGCUGAAGAAGGUGGGAAGGAGAGAAGGGACAAUCUGAGAAAGGCAUAUACUAAUGCCUUGAGAUUGUGCAGUAGCCUGUCAAGCUUGCCAUUGGCAGAGACAUGAAAGGUUCUUUGUUCAAAUCUCAGUCAUGGUUUUCACUCAUGAAGUUUUUAUAUGGCAUAUAUAUUCAGUCUUAUGCCUUCCUCAUUUUCCCUUGACUUUUAUUCAAAGGUCGAGGAUGCUAAUUGAGAAGACCCAGGAAGUGCCCGUAGGAUGCACAGCUCACAAUUUUGUGGCAUGGACUUUCCAAGCAAUGAAUGAAUAUAUUCUAUAGUUAAGGAAGGAGUCUUGUGUAAUAUAUUUAUCCUCUGGGCACAGCUAUUACAGUUAAUUGGCCUUAUUGUCAAACAGCUUAUUCUUUCCGCAGUACUCAUCAAUAAAAUAGGCUGCUGAACAGAGGUAUUCUACUGUGCUGCAUACUGGCCAUUUUUUUUUGAGAACAAGCUCCCAGCUUGCACAUGCACAUAUCUAGUAGUAAAUUGCCAUGUUUUGUUGUCUUUUCCUGCAUUAACUGAAUAUAGUUUUUUUGCUUUAAACCACUUGGUUGAAAAUUAACAAGAAGAGCAAGCACGUAAACCAAAUAUCAGUUUCUUGGUUUAAUUAUGAAGGAGUUAUUUCAACUGUCAUGUUAAAUGUAAGCCAUAGUGUCAUGCAAUCUUAGAUUUAAUUUAGAUGUGACUUUUGCUGUGUGAAAAUCACUGUGACAUAGUGUGGUCAUGCAUUGCUUGAUUGUGCUUGAAAAGAAGCACUGUGUGGGCCAAUAUAUUGAUGUUGUUCCUUUUCAUGUUAAAGUAAACAAUAUUAAUCAUGUUGGUCCAGGAAAAAAAAAAGGACUGUACUAGGGCAAUAUCUUAUUGUGAUCAACCAAAAGGCACACAGUCAUGUUUAAACUCUGAGGCUCUCCAGUUUUCCUUUCAUAAAGUUGUAGGAUCUGAUAUAGGAUCAUCUUUCAUAGGAUUUAGUAUAGAUGUCCUAGAAAGCCUUAUUGUGGAACUGAAGAUUGAAAAGUGUUUUGUGAGAACAACUAAUGCCAAGCAAGUCAAAAGAUUGGACACUUUCAAAGUUCUCUACAUAGCCUGUACCAGGAUUGGAACAGCAUUUUUCAUACACUAAUACCAUCCCGCUGCAAAGGUUACAUUUGAAUUUUUAAACAUGUCUACUGGAAUUGUGAAUUCUGAAAUUUUAUUAUUAUAUUUUAACUAUUAUACAGAGUGAUUUUGCUGCUACAAGUGACCGUUCAAGCUAUUUUCUUGUAUGCACUGAUAAUAUUGCACAAUAUGUCAUGUUAAACAAUGUUUAAUUUGAUUUUCUUCAUGUAAUCACUCAUUAUUCAUAUAAGAAGACUUGAAUUUUGUGUUAUUUUACUAUACACAGUUGCAAAUAGGUUUUUUUUCUUUUUAUUUACUAUCAGUGCCUGGAAAAAAUACUUUUAUCUUGGGCAAUUUCUCAAUCAAAUGAACUGCUCAACUACAUGUAGCCCUUUUUUUUAGAGGAUAUUCUGUGACCUGGCUUCUUGUCUACCUAAGUUGCUUGGUAGAUUGUGUAUUUUCCAUAAAGGACACAUAAAAUUUACUUUGAUAGAAUCAGAAGCCAUUUUUGGCUGACAAUAGGGUGCAGUGAUACAUUAAUUUUUUACCUGAGUGAUGACUGCCACUAUAUAAAUUUUUACUUUUUCUCUUUUAAUGUGCAUUUCUGCUUACAGUGUAAUCCUGUAUGUGUACAUAACAAUAGUUUAUACUAAUCUAGAAGUAAAAAUUCACUAAAUUAAAUGAAGCUUGCCAUCUAGUAAGUCUGUGUAGUGUAGAUGAGGAACCUGUUGGCCUCCAGAUGUUGCAAGACCCCAACUCCUGCUUUCCAUACCAUUACUAAUUGGGGGGGGCAACACUUGGUAAUGUUAUUCAGCAACAUCUGCAAGGCUACAGAUCCCUUGUCUCUUCCCCUGUUUAGAUAGCAAUUCUUAUUGUAAGGUUUAUGUAGGGAGGACUUGUAAUAUGUUUUGCUCUUACAUUUAAGAGCUAAGCAUAAGUGGAUUCCAGUGACAUAUCUGAAUUCACAACAGACCUGGUUUGCGAAAAUCCAGAGGAUCAGUAUGUGGGAGCAAAGAGAGAUGAGUUUUAUUUGUGGCCAUUUAGUGAUUUUUGCAGCCUGAUAUAAAAUGAUAAAAGAGGAUUUUCAGCAUAUCAGUACAGAUGGUUUAGAAUAUUGUGUGGCAGAAUUCAUGUAAAAUGUUAACUCCAUCAAAUGCUGAAUAUCCUGUCAUUAUAAUUAGGUGUGAUGGGAUGUUCAAUGGCAACUCAGAGCUUUCCCAGGAGACACCCAAAUCAAGAGAGUGUGCAAUCCCGAGCUGGGUGGAGAAGAGGGGGAAGAGAUUCAGGGUAGCCACACCCCAAAAUCUCUCAGGAUGUAUCUGGUACCUUAGAAAGUUACCAGUUUGGCAAGAUUCUGUCGAUUAGAUGUAAGCAAAUAAAGGAUUGGAUAUGAUUGGAUGUCACUGUCCCAUCACUGGGCUUGGGCCUGACAAUAGGAGAAGGAGUGGCACGACCAUACUAAUAUCAUUGUUUGUGGGAAUUUAUCACCUGGCCAAGAAUAAUUUUUCUUUAGCCUGCUUCAUAGGUUCCUGCAACUGAUGUCCUCCAAUAUCCUACCCUGGGAUUAGGGGUUCCUGGCUUAAUAUUCAAGAAAUUAAAAUCCAAAAUAGUUGAAGGGCACUGUUGGGGAAUAGUGAGAGAAGGAUACCUGAUAAUUACAAGAUUAAAUAUACUACGACAGGAGGGAAGGGGCAGUCACGCCACAUGACAGUGUUCAUCUUUCUAAUUCUAUUAUCUCAGGCAAUAUUAUUAAUUAAAACAAAUUGUAGCAGGAGUCAGAAGGCUCAAGGAAACCUUAAAAGUGACAAUGUGUAGUUGUGUUUGAUUUCUGUAAUUUUCUGUAAUUAUGUAUUCGCUGGCCUAUUAAACUAGCUAUAAUUUAGCCAACAGGACAAUUUGAUGAGUGAUUUACAAAGGAAUGUGCUAUUUAUCAGAGAAAUGGACCCUUUGCCCCCAAAGCAAAUUCUGGACGGGUAGCCAAUCAGUUGAAGAGGGCCAUCUGAGCUGCCUCUUUCCUGGACAUACUAUUAUAGCUUCAAUGGCACAUCAAUGGCUUCUCUGAUUAGGCAUCCUUUUUUCUUUUUUGUCCUUGGUUCAGUGCUUUUAUACAAUGAGCUCUGGACAGACAUUUGUAUCUGGAGCACAAAAAGGAUUAAAGCAGCGUCUCCUGAUUGCAGUUCAUUAAAUUAGCCAACAUCCAUCCAUAACUGUGCUUCCUCUUUUUUUUUUUUUUUAUUCAGGAUGUUUAUAUCUUGAAAAUUAGAAUAGUUGCUUCCCAUCCCCUCACGAAAUGAAAUGUUCACUGCCUUUUAUUCUUCAAUUGAAUUUCCUAAGCUGAGAAGUAAAAAGUGUAACCUACAACACGGCUGCUAUUUGAAAUCAUUCCCUGUAUGCUUCAAAUUGACUGGGAAGCCAAUCAUUUAUUGGUUCCAACUGCAAAGCCCAGUGUUCCCUCCCCAUUCUUGAUUAGCCAAUCAAUUUUGACUCAACAAAACCUGAAUUCUAUAUUCCACACAUAUUAUUCCAAGAGCAAUGAUAGUUUUACUUUUUAGAAAGUAAAAUAUUCCUUGUAAAUAGACAUUCUCCUUUAAGAUAAAUGGCUAGUUAAGACAUCAUUCCAAUGUUUUGCAAACUCUCUUAUAUCCUGAAACAAAAAUUGGGGGGGGGGUUACUAUAAAAAUGCAGAUGAAUUCAUAAUUGGACAAUUAGUUUAUCUCUGACCAGAAAAAUGUAUGAUCACAAAUGAAGACUUACAGUUCCUAGCAUUAUUCAUCAGUAGGUUGGCUCUUCUGAUGCAAAACGACAUUGUAAUUGGGUUUCUACAAUUUCAGGAUGAAAAUGAAUGUUACGCAUGUUCCACUAUUAUUUGCUGAGAUGUAAGCAUGACAUACUUUUGUAAUAAAGCUUUGAAAUUAUGGACAGAUCAAUUUUUUGAAAAUGUGUUAAUGGUAAUCCUCGACUCACAACAUAAUUGAGCCCAAAAUUUCUGUUAUUAAGCAAGACAUUUGUUAAAUGAGUUUUGCCGGGACACUGCAACCAUCAUAAAUAUGAACUAGUUUUGAUCACAUGGGGAUGCUGCAAUGGUCAUAAGUGUGAAAAACAAUCAUAAGUCACUUUUUUUCAGUGCCAUUGUAACUUUGAACAGUCACUAAAUCAACUGCUGUAAGUCGAGGAUCACCUAUAUUUAUUUUGUGAGGAAGUACAAUUUAUUUUAGAGACUACUUCCCAAUUAUACUAAUUUUAUAAAAGAAGAGUUAAAAGGGUCUUACUAAAAAUAUAAAGGGCCAGAAAACCAGCAAACAUAUUUAAUGUGGUGCUAAAAUGGAACUGAUUAGAAAGAUUGAGUUUUUUCCCCUCUAUUGUUUUAAAAUGACUUGAAGUGCUAUUGUACAAAUAAUUCAAUUACCUAACUACCUACUUACCACUAUCACCAUCCCCAACCCUAUAUGUAACGAAAAAGACAUUUAAGCCCAAAUUUUAAGAUUUUUUUAAAAACACUGAUUCAAUUGUAUUCUAAUGGGAAGAGUAAUACCAAAGCUGUGGUGAAGUAGAUGGACUUCAUUGUAGUGAUGUACAAAUUCACCACCACUAUUUGAUAAGUUAUUGCACACAGCAAAAGUACAUCUCUUGACAAUGCAAGUUAAUGUCAAACAAAAGAUGAAUAAGCAACACAUGGCUAUUGCAGAAUGCAGAUUGUCAUCCCGGAAGACUUGUGAUGUGUAUUGUUCAAUUACAUUGGUAGAGCUGGGUGGGAAAAUUCAAAAACUAUGUGAGAAGAAAAUUAUCUCCAGAAGGAUAUUUUAUUGGUGCUUAUCUACAUUGUAUGAUGCACAUUCUUUUAUUGUACAUUUCUUCUGCAUUUUUAAUGCAAUCUACUAAAAAGGGUUAUUUUGGUUUCAUCCUUUUUCAUGUUACAAUUCAAUCUUCCCACUUUGAAUCAAAAAUAUAGUAUGAAGAAAUUGUCACGCGCUAAAUUGCUUCCCAAAACAGAGCUGUUAAAAGAAUGUCUUUCUUGGUUUGGAUAAACAGUGAUAGCUCUCCAUGAUAGUCAAAGCAAGCUUAAUUCCAAAUAUAAAGUCAUGAAACAUAAAAAAAGGAUCUUUAAGAUAUUUUCUUCAGCGUGCAGAAUGAUUUCUACAAGGAAGAAAGAGAUAUUCUUGAGAUAUUCAUCCAUAUGUAAAAAUACUGCAAUGAUCCAACAUGAUCUUUGUUUCCCAAAGGGUUCUAUCUAAAACCAUUAAACAAGUUUUGCUGUAAGCCUUAGAUUUGGAUGUAAAAGCUAUACAUCCAAAUCUAAGGCUAUCAGAUUUGGGAUUCAAGGAUCUGGUAAACCACGAGUUGAAUAAAGUAUUGAAAAAUAUUUUUAUUGUUAUCAACAAUUAUUAGCCCUAUGAACUCUGUUUUUUCAAGAAUUAAGUGCUAGUUUGCACACUAAAUUUGCAUACCAACUUCUGACCCCAAAUCAAGGCCAGUUGAAUCAGUUACUAAGGUUGAAUAUUAGGCUAUUUCUCAGCCACCUAGAGAAGAACCUGCUUAUUCGACUAUACUGUGUAUUGUUAAUAGUGUUUGCUAUAAAGUAGUUUAAAUUACUGACAAUGGUUAUAGUGAUGAAGCCAUAUUUCUGAUUUUUAGGAACAUGACUCUAAUUAUAUUUUGCUUAAAAUCUCAAGGUUUAAAUUUAUCCAUUCUUCCCAUAAUCAGCCAAUUUUCAGAACUGAGAAAAAGCCUUUUUCAGAAUUUCCCUUUUUCCCAGUCUCUCCCCCUUUUUAUUGUUGUUAUAGAAUAGCUCUGAUUAAGAGCCUUUGUUGAAAGAGAAAGCCAACAAUGCCUGUCCAUAGAAUUAAAUCUGCUUGUUUGCAAAAUGGCCACUGUUGCUAUUCAUGCUGUUUGCAAAUGUCACCCUAAUGCCACUAUAAUCUACAUCGCUGUUGUACUCAUACCAAGUAGAUGAAUAAAGUUUUAAACUUUAUUCUUA